CCCCCGCUUCCCCCGGGUCCCCCUCUCCAGGCAGGAAGAUGUCCAAGCCCCGCGCGGUGGAGGCGGCGGCGGCGGCGGCGGCGGUGGCAGCGACGGCCCCGGGCCCGGAGAUGGUGGAGCGGAGGGGCCCGGGGAGGCCCCGCACCGACGGGGAGAACGUGUUUACCGGGCAAUCAAAGAUCUAUUCCUACAUGAGCCCGAACAAAUGCUCUGGAAUGCGUUCCCCCCUUCAGGAAGAGAACUCAGUUGCACAUCAUGAUGUCAAAUGCCAGGGGAAACCAUUAGCCGGAAUCUACAGGAAACGAGAAGAGAAAAGAAAUUCUGGGAAUGCAAUACGGAAUACCACGAAGUCCGAGGAACAGAAGAUCAAAGACGCCAGGAGAGGUCCCCUGGCACCUUUUCCAAACCAAAAAUCUGAAGCAGCAGAACCUCCAAAAACUCCAACCUCGUCUUGUGAUUCUACCAAUGCAGCCGUCGCCAAGCAAGCCCUGAAAAAGCCCAUCAAGGGCAAACAGGCCCCUCGGAAAAAAGCUCAAGGAAAAACGCAACAGAAUCGCAAACUCACGGAUUUCUACCCUGUCCGAAGGAGCUCCAGAAAAAGCAAAGCUGAGCUGCAGUCGGAAGAAAGGAAAAGAAUAGAUGAAUUGAUCGAGAGUGGGAAGGAAGAAGGCAUGAAGAUUGACCUCAUCGAUGGCAAAGGCAGAGGCGUGAUAGCCACCAAGCAGUUCUCCCGGGGCGACUUCGUGGUGGAAUACCACGGGGACCUCAUCGAGAUCACCGAUGCCAAGAAGCGGGAGGCUCUGUAUGCACAAGACCCCUCCACAGGCUGCUACAUGUACUAUUUCCAGUAUCUGAGCAAAACCUACUGCGUGGAUGCAACCAGAGAGACGAACCGCCUGGGCAGGCUGAUCAACCACAGCAAGUGCGGGAACUGCCAGACCAAACUGCACGACAUCGACGGCGUACCUCACCUCAUCCUCAUCGCCUCCCGAGACAUCGAGGCUGGGGAGGAGCUCUUGUAUGACUAUGGGGACCGCAGCAAGGCUUCCAUCGAAGCCUACCCUUGGCUGAAGCAUUAGCCGGCCGUCGCCCUCCCUGUCCCACCCUCCCUUCUUCAAAGGACAAAGUGCCCUCAAAGGGAAUUGAUUUUUUUUUUUUUUUACACACUUAAUCUUAGCGGAUGACUUCAGAUGUUUUUAAAAAAUAUAUUAAGAUGCCUUUUCACUGUAGUAUUUAAAUAUCUGUUACAGGUUUCCAAGGUGGACUGGAACAGAUGGCCUUAUAUUACCAAAACUUUUAUAUUCUAGUUGUUUUUGUACUUUUUUUGCAUACAAGUCGAACGUUUGUGCUUCCCGUGCGUGCAGUCCAAGACUCAGCACAGGUUUUAGAGGAAAGAGUCAUGUUUGAAGCAGGAAGCCGGGCGAGUCUCCUGCCUCCGGUGGAAGAGCCAGGACUGUGUCCCCGCACUCCCGACGUGCAGAGAAGGCGUGCGAGGAAGACGCUGCCUCCUGGCGGCCUGGACGGGAUGUUCCCAAGCUCUUGUUCUCCUGACGUCUCGACAGGCGCACAUCGAAGUGUAUGAAUAUUUUUUAAAAAGGUUUCACAGUAAGCUAGUCUUCCCCUCUGCUUUCUUGAAAGCUUACUGACCCUGUGGCCCGGAGCACGGGCCGGGCAUAGAUUUACUCUUCCAUAGGCUGCCGCUUUUCUGGGCACCUCGAAGCAUCAGGGCGGAUAAUGAAACCAGACGUGGGCAGGGAAAGCAUCGCUUACCUACCCUGCCAGGGCAGGGUUUCCUGAAACUGGGUUAAUUCUUUAUAGAAAUGUGAACACUGAAUUUAUUUUAAAAAAAAAAUAAUAAAAAGCAAAAAAAGAAACCAAAAAAAAAAUCAAAAAAAAGAAAAAAGAAAAAAAACCACAGAAAACAACUUACAUGUAUAUAGGUCUUGAAGUGAGUGAAGUGGCUGCAUCAUUUUUGGGGAUUUUUUUUUUGUUUUCGUUUUUGUAGAAGAGAUUUGAGAUGGUACUCUAUUCUAAUCAAAAAUAAAGUUUUUGUAGCGGGACCAGAAAUUACUUACCCGACACCCCCCUGACCCCAUCCCUACGACGCACCCCUGAUUCUGCUGGGUUGAAAGUUCCAGACCUGCUGUCAAGGCCUUCUGUUUGUCAGACCACCCAGUGUCCUUCCUGUGAAGACGCAGCCAUGAACUGGAGUGUGAGCCUACGGGCCCAGGGCCCAGCAGCCCCCAGGGAUCAAGGAUAAGGCUGAAGUUUUCACCCCGACUGUGACGGCAGGAGGAGUGGGUGGCUUCCUCCUCCCUCCCUAAGCAGGACCCACUCUCACGCACUGUCCCUUCAGUCCAGGGGGCCGGGGCUCAGGAGCUCAGGGGGCUGGGAUCUCCGGCUCACCCUGGUCCCAGGUAAAUGUGAAUGGAGUCAGGUGUGAGAGCCUGUCCUUGUCCUCGAUUCACUCCCACCCCAGGCCUCACGACGGUGCUACCUAAGAAAGUCUUCCCCUCACCCCAUGCCAGCCUGGUCAGCGGUCAGCCAAUUCGAGGAGGAUCCGACGGGAGUGUGUAAAUGUGAGAUAAAAUGUCUUGAUUGUACCUGUUUGUGGUUUAGCUUUGUAUUUAAACAAACAAACAAGGAAAUAAACUUGAAAAUUAUUUGUCAUCAUAAAAAUGAAACAAGAAAAAUUAAAAUAUUUAUUGCCAGGCAA
This is a messenger RNA of Propithecus coquereli (Coquerel's sifaka), 2716 nucleotides long. It is a transcript of the gene KMT5A, whose product is annotated as SET domain containing (lysine methyltransferase) 8. Gene Ontology annotation, molecular function: protein binding; histone H4K20 methyltransferase activity. The transcript is spliced from 7 exons. NCBI's taxonomy places the organism in Eukaryota, Metazoa, Chordata, Mammalia, Primates, Indriidae. The coding region runs from base 39 to 1079 and encodes 346 amino acids. The record is from RefSeq and is a predicted model, not a curated record.